This is a messenger RNA of Spodoptera littoralis (African cotton leafworm), 741 nucleotides long. The record is from the annotation of a GenBank genome assembly. NCBI's taxonomy places the organism in Eukaryota, Metazoa, Arthropoda, Insecta, Lepidoptera, Noctuidae.
AUGCACGCCAUAGGCCGCUGUCUAGGCACGAAGGAGAUGAAAAACUACAGAAAACUCUUCAAGCAAUUAUUUUCCGAAUUCCUUGGAACCUUCUUGUAUUUAUGCAUAGUAUUGUCUGCUGGGAUCGCUAAUGAGACAAAUAAUAAUACAGUUGUAAUUUCAUUGGCUAAUGGUUUAGUUGUUGCAAGUAUAGUGCAGAUGUGUGGCCAUGUGUCUGGUGGUCAUAUAAAUCCUGCUGUAACCGUUGGAGCUCUUGUAUGUGGACAUAUAAAGCCAUUGAAAGCCGUGUGCUUUGUCGCUAUGCAAGUUUUGGGUAGCGUUGCAGGUUCAGCAGUGGCAUACUUAGUGUCAGCAGCCAAACUCAGAGGAAACCUCGGAGCCACACUACCUUACACUGACACCAGACACGAACAGGCCUUCGCUCUGGAGUUCCUGAUGACAUUCCUUCUUGUAUCUGUUGUAUUAAGUGUAUUGGACUCCAAAAGAGGGUCUAGGGGACUCGGGUCUUCUCCUUUGGCCAUCGGCAUGUGCAUCACAGGUUGUUAUUGUGCAAGUAUACCAUACACCUCCUCUCUCAACCCUGUCCGGUCUUUGGGACCAGCAGUAAUGAUGGGGAUCUAUGAUGCCGUCUGGGUCUACUGGGCUGGACCCCUUUCGGGUGGUCUGGUAGCUGGGAUUGUGUACAGAUUCUUUCUCGGAGUAUCUCACUAUGAAUAUAAUUUGAGAAAACGUUCUUUUUAA